Molecule: messenger RNA, 3900 nt
Organism: Magnusiomyces paraingens
Lineage: Eukaryota; Fungi; Ascomycota; Dipodascomycetes; Dipodascales; Dipodascaceae
Exons: 1
Coding region: 1-3900 (1299 amino acids)
Biological process (GO): regulation of gene expression
Cellular component (GO): nucleus; cytoplasm
Molecular function (GO): mRNA binding
Source: RefSeq, a predicted model, not a curated record
AUGGCUACCCUCGAAGACUCCACCUCCUCCUCCUUGGCCCAGCAGUUGAUGGCUAGACACCAAAUUGCCGACGAAGCUUCUGCUAUCGACUCGGCUGCCAUCGAUUCUGUUCCCGAGUCUUCUGACGCUGAAAGCUCACCUUCUGUUGAAUCCGAUCUCCACUCGGAAGCUAAUGAAGAGUCUGUCCCUGUUUCUUCUGACGGCGAGUCUCCCGAGCCUGCCCCUGAUGCUGAUGCUGAAUCUGACGAGGUCCCCGAUGAUUCCGCCGAUGCUACUCCCGUUUCUGCUUCAGCUGCUGCCUCUAAGCCCAAGUCUAAGAAGAAGACUAACAAAAUUGACGUUUCUUCCUUUGAUGCUUUCCCCAAGCUUGGUGGCUCUGCUCCCGUUGUUGCAAACACCUCUUGGGGUAAGGGCCCUGCCAUUAAGCCCAUCCGUGCCACCGGCUCUGCUUCUCCUAAGCCUCAUUCUCAGGUUAUUCGUGCUCCUCCCAAGGCCCAUGUUGUCACUGAUAAUUUCACUCUUUCUGUGGAGGAGCGUAGUCCCAGAGCUAAGAACAUUCCUGCUGAUGUCCUCAACAGAGCCAUUAACAAGAACAAUGUUACUAUCAAUUGCUCGACCUCUAAGCAGACUGGCGCUUCUACCUUUAUCAUUAAGGGUAAGGCUGAGAAUGUUCAGCAAGCUCGCCGUGAUCUUCUUAGAGACUUGACUGUCCACAUUUCUGAGACUAUUUUGGUCCCUGCUUCUUCCCGUUCUUCCAUUAUUGGUCCUAAGGGCUCUAACCUCCGUCCCAUCAUUACUAAGAGUGGUACUCAAAUUCAGGUCUCUAAGCAGGACGAGGUCCCCGUUGUUGACGAUGAGGAUGAUGAGCCUGUUGUUGAGGUUAUUAUCGAGGGUGAUCGCGAGGGUGUUGAGAUUGCCAAGAAGGAGAUUUUUGCUAUUGUCAACUCUCGUGUCCGCAAGGCCAAGAUGAAGAUUAACAAUGUUCCUUCUAAGGUUUACCCCGCUCUUGCCGGUGUCAACAAUGCUACUAUUGCCGAGCUUGAAAAGACUCAUGGUGUUAAGAUUGAUGUUCCUGACCACUUUUACUUGGCCCCCCAAAACCUCCAGGUCCCAAUUGUUAUUUCUGGUGAGCGUAAUGCUGUCAUUGAGGUUAAGGCUCAGCUCGAGGCUUUGGCUCAAAACAUUUUGUCUUCUUCUGCUUCCUUUAUGAAGAACAUUUCAAAGGCCCACCAGCUUUUUAUUUCUCCCAAUGACGUCUUUGUUAAGACUGGUGUUGUUGUCAGCCCCACUGCUAACCCUGAACAAUGGGAGCUCUUUGGUCAUGCCUCGCAGGUUGAGGCUGCUAAUCUCUUUGUCUCCGAGGCUGGCAAGAACAUUCAACAAACCAACCUUAUUAUUUCAAAGGCCCAUGACGGUAACAUCAAGCACAGUCAAAUUUUGACUCUUUACUUUAAGAAUUCUGAUAAGCUUAAGGCUCUUGAGGAGAAGAACAGUGUUAUUAUCACCACCCCUAGUGAUGAUGAACUCUACGACCCUGAAACUAAGGUGGUUGCCCUUUCCAUCAAUGGCAAUGUUACUGAUAAUAUUCAGGAAACCCGCAAGGAGCUUGUUAACCUUGUUAACAAGUACUCUCCCAGCCGUAUUAUGUUGAUCAAUGACAUUGAUCCCUUUUUCUUCAAGACUUUGACUCCCAAGAGCAAACACAUUCUUACCAUUAAGAAUGAGCACCACGUUGAGACGUUUGUCCCUGAGCCUAGCAGAUCUGCCUUUGGCAUUGUUCUUGUCUACGAGGGUGAUGCCAACCUUUCUGAGGAUGACUUUGCUCCUGGUGUUUCCGAGAUCAAGGAACACCUUUUGGCUUCUUCCAAGGUUUUGGAUGAUCUUCGUGCUCAUCAAAAGGAUAUUGUCACUUCAAUUUUGAGUGUUCCUGUUGAAGACCAGAAGUACAUUUUGGGUCCUAACGGCACUACUUUGAGUGUUAUUCUCAAGGGUGUUGAGCACGAGGCUCCUGUUUAUGUUCACUUUGGUAAUGAUGAGCGCCCCGAGGGUGCCGAUGCUUCUGUUGAGCUUACUCCUGAAUCUGUUUACGUUCGUGGUCUCUCCAAGCAAGUUAAGUACGUUAUCAAGGAGAUUGAAGAGGCUGUUGAGACUGGCCGCAACUACGAGGUUUUGAGCAGCUACACUACUCAGUUCCAAUUCCCCAAGGAGCACGUUAACAAACUCAUUGGCAAGGGUGGUUCUAACCUUUCUAAGCUCCGUGAUGAGUUUGGAGUUAAGAUUGAUGUUGAUCCUGAAGGACAGGGUGUCAUUAAGGGCAUUAAGAAGAAUGCUGAUGAGGCUAAGCUUCGUAUUCACAAUAUGGGCAAGAGAUGGGCUGAUGAAGUUACUCUUCGCCUCAGCAUCCCCAACGAGUACCAUGCCACUUUGAUUGGUACUGGCGGCAAGUUUGUUAAGAGACUUGAGGAAAAGUAUGAUGUCUUUAUUAAGUUCCCUCGCGGAAACAGCGGCAGCAAUGGCGAUAAUGACGACUCUGCCCGUGACAGACCUUCCAAUCAAGAUGAGGUUGUUGUUCGCGGUCCCUCGCGUGGUGCUGAAAAGGCCAAGGAUGAGAUUUUGGAGCUUGUCCAGUAUGAAAAGGACAAUUCUAACAGUGAUAUUGUCUACGUUCCUGCUAAGGCUCUUUCACGCAUUAUUGGCCGCAAUGGCGAGUUUAUUAAUGACAUUAAGGAUACCACUAAUACUCGCAUUGACGUUGGCGAAAGAGAGAGCGCAGGCGCUGCUGACGCCAAGGUUGCCAUUACCAUUGUUGGUACCAAGAGCGGCAUCAAGCAGGCUAUUGAACGCAUUAAUGAAGUUGUCAAGGAGAUUGAGGACACUGUUACUGAGGAGAUUGAAGUUGAUCCCAAGUACCACCGUUACCUUAUUGGUGCCAAUGGUUCUGCCAUGCGUGAAAUCAUUACCAAGGCUGGUGAGACCUUUAAUCCUCGUUUGAUUCAGGUUCCACAGGCUGGCAGCGGCAGCAGCAAGAUUAAGGUUCACGGCAAGAAGAAGGUUGUGAAUAAGAUUAUUAGCAUUAUCAAUAGCAUUGUUGAGGAGCGCGAGAACCAGGUUGAACUUCUUGUUCCCAUUUCCGUUGAACGUCACGGUGCCAUUAUUGGUCCUGGUGGUCAAAGCAAGAAGGAGAUUGAGACUGAAUUUAACGUUUCGAUCAAUGUUCCUUAUCAGGGCAGCAAGAAUGCUAAGGGCGAUCUUGACCGCAAUAUCCGUGUUGUAGGCACCAAGGAGAAUGUUGAGAAGGCCAAGGCUAAAAUUUUGGAGAUUGCAGCUGACGAUGCUAAGGUUGAUGUUCCCAUUGAGUACAAUAACUUAGUUUUUGACUCUGGCAUGUUGAUUAAGAAGCUUCGCAGUGACUUUGAUGUCCGCGUUGACUUGGGACGUACCACCUUUUCCAAGGAUACUAUUUCCAAGAUUCCUGAGGAUGCCAUUGGUGAGGCUUUGAUUACUGAUGACGAUCUUUCAGCCAAGUUUAAGUGGACUACUGUUUCUGAGGAAGCUGCGACUCCUGUGACUGGUAAGGCUGCAGGCAGCGUGAUUACUUGGAGAUUUAAGGGCAAUGCUGAAAAUACCAAGAAGGCUAAGGCUGUUGUUGAGAAGGCUCUUGAGAGAGUUAAGAAGUACGACACUACUGGUUACUUGUGGCUCGCCGACUCAUCCAAAUACCGUUUGGUGAUUGGACCUUCUGGUAGCACCAUUAAUAACAUUCGUGAGGAGUCUGAGUGCUCUGUAGCCAUUCCUAAGAAUGGAGCCAAGAAGAAUGAGAAUGUUAUUGUUAUUCGUGGUGAGAAGAGCAACACUGAGAAGGCUCUUGGCUUGAUUUUGGAUAUUGUCAAGGCCAAUUAA